CACCUGUCUAUUAAAUGUUGCUUUUAUAUCUAGAGUCACUAUACCACAGUAGGCAAUGUUUUAAUGCUUGCUGAUUGGUUAAUUAGUUGGUGAUCAAGUCCCCAUGGUGUAAAUUCAGUUCGUUUGUUCGAUUUAAAUCCCAAAAGUUCCAAAAUGCGUUCCUUCCUCACGUUACUAUCAUUUGCAUUGUUCGUUAACUUCCGGCUUAUAAAGUCAUUGCCACGUCACCAGAGGCUACGUCAUCAUACAUUACGUCACGUGGGAGAUCAUAUCAACAGUGUCGUUGAACAAGAUAACGACGUCAGUGUGACGAAUGGAACGGAUCAACCAAUCAGAACGAAGCACAGACAUCAUAUUAAAAGGCACCCGCUCCUGUUCGAUUGGACGACCUCAUGCGGUGUAUGCGACCCCGAGCAAUGCUCUGCUACCCCAACCUCUUGCCCUGGUGGGUUAAUAAGAGAUGCUUGCGAUUGUUGUUACGUUUGUGGGAAUUUAGAGGACACGCCGUGUGACUUGCCGGGUGCCAUGUUCAGGUUCGGCAACUGUGGGGAAGGGUUGGUUUGUACACCUGUUGAACCUGAUGACGUGGGAUUAGAUGCUUCCGAUUCCUACUGCGCAUGCGCGGCUCGUGACGUCAUAUGCGGAAGUGACGGAAGGACUUAUUCGAAUCCAUGUCGAUUCCGACGCGCCUCGGGACGCGUUGCUGGAUUGGAGAUUGCUCGCCAGGGUCCUUGCCGUGCCGCGCCACAAGUGGAAAUUCCUCCAAUGAACCAAACAGCAGAGUCAGGAUCUUCGGCGGUGUUUAGUUGCUCGGUUUCGGGGUUUCCCCUUGCUUGGUUUGAAUGGACGUUGAACGGAGAAAGUGUCUUUCAACCAAAUCUUGACGAUGGUGUAACAGUACAGGUUCGGAGUGGUCCGCUUCCGUAUCAAGUAACCACGUGGUUGGAGAUCGACCGCGUUAUGACGUCACAUGCUGGAUUGUUUACGUGUAUUGCAAAGAAUGAGUUCGGAAUAUCUAACGCGACAGCGAGACUAAAUGUCGUAGCAGGCGACUUCCCGAUACCAAACUACUACGUUUAUCGAAGAAAGCAUUACGCGUUUAACAGCCGGGAGGUGGCGACGGAGAGCACAAAUUCAAAUUAUCUCCGAUCUCACAUUUUACCACCAGAUGACGUCACACUGACCCUUGGACAAGUUGGUCGUCGACACGAUGACGUCACGUCUGAUGAUGUCACAAAUUAUCAUGACGACAGUAACACACCGAGUUCGGAAUUUCCUGGCACAGAAAUCCAGCCACUUUUAAACAAUGACGUUAUCACUGACGUAACAAAAGAAACAAUUGAUGACGUAUUAUCACACGCGUUACGCGCGAUGGUGAAACCAAAAAUGUUUAAAGAUGUUUUUUUUGACGACGAUGAUCUUUCGGAAGGAUCGGGCAUUCUAUGACGUCAUAUUAAUUCGUGACGUCACAAUGCGCACUAUUAUUUCAAUGACGCGCAUUAUUAUUUCAGUUUUAACUCUAAUUUGGUAUUGAAAUCUUCUAUUGUAUUGAAAUUUUGGUAUUGAAAUUGCUACAAUAUUUGGUUACGUCACAAGCACAUACGUAAUAAUACGAUGACAAUUUUUUGUUUUUAUGACGUCAAUAAAGGGACAAAAUAUGGUUGCUGUAAAC
Molecule: messenger RNA, 1672 nt
Organism: Ciona intestinalis (vase tunicate)
Lineage: Eukaryota; Metazoa; Chordata; Ascidiacea; Phlebobranchia; Cionidae
Product: insulin-like growth factor-binding protein-related protein 1
Biological process (GO): regulation of cell growth; regulation of signal transduction
Cellular component (GO): extracellular region
Molecular function (GO): insulin-like growth factor binding
Source: RefSeq, a predicted model, not a curated record